UGCAUGGAGUGAGAGCAGUCAGUGAAUCGCGGAGCCUAACAGAGCAACAUUAAAGCUCCGGCUUGCCCACCUCACGUGAAGGACACGUACUCAUCAGAACCAGGAGUUCUGCGUGGGGUCUGCUCACUGUCAGUCACUUCGUUUUUUGUCAGGGACAGACAGAUAAAGUGAGGAGGGGUCGGAGAGCAGCUCUCACGGGAGCGUCUGCGGCUCUAGAGAGCUGUCACUUUCUGUGUGCAUGUGUGCUGCUGCGCAGGGAGAUUACCAUUACGCACAGUGUGCGGGGCGACGCACAUUGUGCGGGGCGCAGUGUUGGUGAUGCAUUGAGUCGGGAGAGGAGCAGCAGGGAGCAGCGACUGUCAGCGCGGACUCUCAGCACCAGAACCUGCAGAACAGGGGGAACUGUUAUGUGCGCUGUUCGGGAUUCGGACUCAUUGAUCCACCGCUGACUGACGAUGAAAUAUGCGCACCGCUGAACAAAGGAUUUAGGGGAAAACGUUAGGGUAUCCUCCAUAAUUUAAUCCCCACACCCUUUACGCAUUUGCCUCUCCCACUUGGAUUGUCGUCGAUGCCCCCUUUCCGCCUCUGAGGACAGCAAAUAAGGGCUGAAUUACCGCUUUCCUUCGGUUGGAAGGCUCCAGCAAGGGAAACCAUCUGGGCUCCUCGUAUAAAAGUCCAUGUGGACACAGAGAGGAGCAAUAAACACGGCGGGCAGAGCUCAUUUCGAAAUGUGACUUCUUCCCAUUUUUAUUCUCAGCAAACCUCACAACAGUGCAUCCUUCUGCAAUCAAUUCCCCAUCUGUUUACAUCGAUCAAGUCGGACGGUUGCUGAGCGAAUGAAUAUGGCGGUCCCACCGGUGCUCCUGCUGCUGCUGUUGACUGUUGCUCAUCACUCCAAGGGUCAAUAUGCGACUGAACAGGAGAGUCUACCAAGAGGCUGCGGCUGGGGCCUCGUGCGCCCGUACACCCUUCUCUGUGACCUGGACUCUAUUUGGGGUGUUGCUGUUGAAUCUGUGGCCGCUGGUGGGGUUCUGGCUGCCAUCUUACUCGCCCUUGUCCUGCUCUGCCGUUUACGUCACAUCAGCGAGGCAGAGAAGCGCAGCGGUGUGGGUCCCAUACUCCUGCUGCUCCUCGGCAUUCUUGGCUUGUUCGGCCUGAGCUUUGCUUACCUGAUAGAGGAGGAUGAGUCCCUCUGUCUAGUCCGCAGGGCCUUGUGGGGCCUCCUUUUCGCAGUCUGCUUCUCUUGCUUGCUGGUUCAAGGUGUCCGUCUGCGCAGGCUGGGUCGGGAACGUCGAAGCCCUGGAGGCUGCGCACUCACAGGCCUAGCACUGGGUUUGAGUGCAGUGCAGGGCAUCAUUGCUGCCGAGUGGCUACUUCUGACCGUGCUGAGGGAGGGAAGAGCGGCCUGUCAGUACCUGCCUUUGGACUUCUCACUAGCCUGCAGCUACGUUCUUGCCUUGCUACUAGCUGCCCUGACAGCCGCUUCGGUGGCUCUGUGCGGGAAGACGCACCACUGGCGCUGCAACGCUAUCUGGCUCCUGGUGACCUGCCUACUGUCUGUGCUACUGUGGGUGGCCUGGGUGGGCUUCUAUCUAUACGGCAAUGACUGGCUUGGCAGAUCUCCGGACUGGAAUGACCCGGCGUUGGCAAUCGCUUUGGUGGCUCAAGGCUGGUUGCUGCUGAUCUUCCAUGCCAUUCCUGAAUCCCACACCUGCCUAAAGCCCCCACCACAGCCCACUGCCCCAGACUAUUUCGACACAUCGCAGAACUCAACGCGGAUGAGGGAGACGAGCUUCGAUGAGGACAUCCCUCUCUCACACAGGCAGUUUGUGGAGAACCAGGGCUACGGAUACAGCGAUGAGAACACUGCAGGACUGAGGAGUGGAGGUGCUGCCGGGCAGCACAACAGCAACACCGGCGCCAGGCCUAGCGCUCCUUUCCGAAGCAACGUCUACCAGCCCACCGAGAUGACCAUGAUUCUAAACGGGGGAGCGGUGAGUACAGCCUCCCAGUCACAGGUGCCCUCGGCCCCUCCCACUUACACGGGGAGGCAGCUGUGGUGAGCGAGGCGUUUGGAAAGAAGAUGUAUGAUCAAAAAAAAAAGGAGAAGAAGUGGGUGUGGAGGGAGGGAAGGGAGGCUCCAGGUUGGAUUGGACUUGUGGGAAUGGAUUUACAACGCAGAUGCCUGCAGAGCCCUUUCACUCUGUACAAACUUUAGUACCGUAACACUGACUGUGUGCCAAUCAAUGUAUGUAUGUGUGUGAGAGAGAAAGCAGUUCAUGGAGGACAGAGCUAAACUCUUUCUAUCAUCUCCACUUAUUCAUAAGCUUCAGUCCAGCAAAAUUGAGCUUUUGCUGACUAGAACAUGAAACCAUCAACUGAGUUUGUCCUGUUUUUGGACUGAUCUGUUCCUCUGACACCACAUCCUUAAAAUCUGUGAAGCCUAAAGUUUCUUCCGGCUCUCAUCCUGUCAGGCAGGAUGUCUCUUCUGCUGCUCCACACAAUACAGGCGCCCUUGUGGAAACAUUUGGCUCUGCCCUCCACCCAUCCACACUAGGGCCACAUGGGCAGCUAUAGAGCUGGUGCAUCGCCCUUGUAAAAAAUAAGCUGGCUUGUGUAGGUGUAGAACAUCUGAAAGGAAACUGUGUGAGUGUUCCCAUCCCACUCCAACAAACCCUCCAGACUGUUAGGCCUGGCCUUUGUGUUCACCUAACACAUGACUCUCCUCACCUGGACUCAUCCUCUCACCUGCAUGAACAAAAACUGUGAACUGGAUCAAAAAACACCCUCGACAAGCACAGAGACAUAAAACAGCAGUUUGGAACACCUGAAUGAGGGGAUUGGAUGAGGAGGGCGUCAGUCCCGAGCGAGGAGGUGCCGCCUUGUGAAUCUAGGUCAGACUGCUUUGCUCCCACAUCUCCAGUGGCCACUGGCGGAGAGCGGCGGCAACAAGAGUGUCACUUUAAAUCAGCAGGAAACAGAGCGAGGAUAUGAAAUAAGCAACUCCUGGUUCCUCUGUCUGUUUUCACGAGAGCUUCAUAAGUGUUAGUGGAAAAAAAAUCAGAGUCCAAGUUGCUUUCUGGUGCUAAAUAUUCCUGCACACAACUGUGGUGAGGCAAAGAAUUAACACCUGUGUGGAUGGUCAAGCCACAACUUCCAGACUACAGUUAUAUUUAGUUGUGUGGAGAUAUUCUAGAGCCUUAGAAAGAUCAGAUUUACACAGCAAAAAGGCAGCGGGAUCAAAUAUAAUAGGAGGGUGCAACGAAAGGAGGUAUCUGGAGGUCUGAUGGGAGUCUACAGUGUAUUCUUCAGUUGUGUCUAUGUGAUAAAAUGGCUCCCUGGACCAUUCAGUCUCUCCCUCCUCCUCCUCCUUCUCAUCUUCCUCCUGUCUCUCUGUGAUCUGCCAUUACGCCAGUCCCAGUGCCAAGAAGGACUCUCUUUCACCAGAGUCUGUUUCACUCCCUUCCCCUUUAUCAUGGCACCAGCUCACCUGAAAAGCUGUGUACAUAUUAGUGCAGUAAAGCUUUGCUUGCUUCUUUACUUUUUUUUUUUGGGUCAGACCAUAAGCUGAAUAUAAACUCCAGUAAAGCACUGAAGGACCGACCACCACAAAACAGAUUUUUUAUUUUUUGCUGGCUUCAUGCUUUUAUUUUUUUUCUCUCAUUUUUAAAUAGGUUUUUUUGAGUGUGUUGCCAACUCUAGAUAGGCUUUUAUUUUUUAAAUUAAUAUCAAUGCAAAUUAAAUGAAUUACGUAGUCAGUACCUCUAAUUCUUAGUCAGAGCGGUGGGGAUAUAAACGUACUUAUUUUGGGAAAGAUUUAGAAAAAGGGAUAAUUGCUGUGAAUAAUUCAGCUUUGAGCAGCAAACAGAGACUAAUUUAGUCAAAUGUUGGGGUAAUUUAAGCACAGCCAACUAAAAAGUCACUCAAGUGAGCCAUGGACGAGGAAAGAAGUCAGGGUCAGGCCUCGACUGCUGCUGUAUGUUUACGUCAUACACACUGGCUAAGCUAAGACAGGAUUGUCAGUUACAGUCCAGCUGGUCAGAUCCACACAGGAGGAAGUAUCCUCAGGGUUUUGGACGGUUAGCACCAAGUCUCAUCACAGAGUCGAGGUGGGAGGUUUCCAUUUUUUUGACGUUUUCACUCAAUGUGAAGUACAAUGCAUUAAAAAAGAAAACCCUACAUGAUGUGACUUCGUAGAUUUUGCACUCCUCAAAUACUUAUCUGUGCAUGCUUAUCACACCAUUUCAACAUGCAAGACCUUUCUCAGAUGUACUUUUCAAUACUAACUCUAUUUAUGUAAAGGUCAUGUGACAGCAGUCAUGAUUUACGUGUAUAUCAGAUGACACACUUAAUAUAAUGUCUGUGCUUUCUUAAACAUGAAAGGGAGCUGGUUCUUGUGAAGCAAAGAGAUUAAAACAUGAAGGAAAUGGUCCAAAACGAAGGUCCCCUUCAUCAGUGGAUCUAACAUCUUCCUCUGCAGGGUUUGAACACUUGAAGGAUUAAAAAAAAAAAGAAUCUUUGGACUGAUUUUGUCUCUGUGUUUGAAAUUACGUAGACAGUGGUGAAAUUUGCACAAAACUUCAAUGUUAAGUUCGUCGUCCCCUGCAGCCCAUCCGAACACUCAUCCUCCCCGGGCUCGACACGUCCUUGCUUGUCCUCUCCUGGUUUCUAUCGCCUUCAGGCUGUUCCAGUCGAUCAGCUGACGGGUAGUAUUGGUUUUCACAGCUAUGACUGUGCAGUGACGCAGCAUGCCUAUGUAUUACAAAUUUGAUUCCCCUCAUUAAAAAAAAAAAAAAAAAAAAGACUGUUGUUUCUGUAACUGAUUCAGAAAAAAGUUCAAUAAAAGUGUCAUGUUUGUAGUUAACUUUUUAUUUGAUCUGGUGUUUUUUUCUGAAAGUGGUUUCGAAAUAAAAAACAAAAAUACAUUUUUUUUAA
Messenger RNA from Oryzias latipes (Japanese medaka), 4935 nucleotides. The record is from RefSeq and is a predicted model, not a curated record. Lineage: Eukaryota; Metazoa; Chordata; Actinopteri; Beloniformes; Adrianichthyidae.